UUGCAAUAUGGCAAUGUCAACUUCAAAGCUGGAGAUGAGCUUGGACCAGAUCAUUGAUGCUCAAAAGCGUAAGGGCCAAACUGCCGGAAAGAAGCCGAUGGGUGGAAACGUUGGUGCGCGUAAAGUUUUUGCGAAGAAGCGCCAACAAAACAACCGUGUUUCGAAAUUCAAGCGAAAUUCUCGUGGCCUUGGUCGAGUUGCUCGUUUUGGGAACAAAAAGAAGCUGACAACAGGUCCUAUGCAGAAAAGAAUUGUGGUUGAUAAGCGCCAGACUUUUGCGAAUGUUAAAAAUGCUAGAAUUCAGAAGAAUAGAAAUAUGAUGAAGGUUACUAAAAAUUUGGUCAGGAAGCUUGUCAAGAAAGCGAUUGCUCAGAAUUUGACUACCGUUCCUGUCAGUGUUCGUCCUAGUAGAAGGCAAAUGCGUGUUCGUGCAAAUCGUCUUCGCCAAAAGAACAUUCUCAGCCGUGUCAAUGUUCAAUCUCGAAUAAUUGGUCGACGCCGUAUAAUUGCAAAUAAUUCUCCUAUUAUGGCAACGCGACGUGUUAAAACUGAUAGAGGGCCAAUUCGUUUUAAUACUCAAGUGCCGGCUUUUCAGCAUGUUGUUUCAUUACCUCCACGCAUCGUUUCUGCUAAACCACAAAAAAUUGUACUUCAACCUCAAACGUCAUCGCUUUUUACUACGCCCCGUCGUCAGCAAAUAAGCUUUAAUGGUCAAAGCGGCAGUCAAGGAUCAUCAGUUCGUGCCCAGAUUAAUGCAAUGCGUCGUGCUAGUCGUGUUCAACAACUUCAGAAUCAAUUUGCUAAACAACAGCAGCCGACUCAGAAUUUUAUUGUUCAACAGCCAAGUGCUGGACGUCGUGUGCAACAGGUUAUCUUGAGCCGACCACAACGCAGAACUCAAUAUAUUCUCGUUCAGCAGCAAAAUCGUGGUCAGAAAUUUGGUCAGAUUCAGAACAACAAUUCGAAACGCUUUGUUCGUCGACAGCAAUUCUUCGGCAGAAUGCGUGGGCAGAAUCGUGGACAGAAGUUUUCGGUCGUUGAUACAUUCUAUGAGCCACCGAAUUUUCUUCAACGAAUUUAA
This is a messenger RNA of Meloidogyne enterolobii, 1081 nucleotides long. The record is from the annotation of a GenBank genome assembly. NCBI's taxonomy places the organism in Eukaryota, Metazoa, Nematoda, Chromadorea, Rhabditida, Meloidogynidae.